AUGUAUAAAUCUUUGGGCCAAUUGCAAUCAAAGAAGAAGAUAUACGUAGAAGGUGGAAGUAUCAUGGACUAUUGCUUAAUAUGCCUAAAAAGAAAUAAAGAUUUGUACAAACUAGAUGACUAUCCAAAAUGUAAACUGUUUUUAGCAGAUCAUUUCAGUCUAGAGUUUAAUACCAAUGCUUUUGGACAGUUGCCUCUUUCGCUGUGUACAGACUGUAAUGGAAAACUAAGUAAUUGUUGUGAAUUCUUUGAUCAAAUAAGGAAGAGUUUAGCUUUUUGGCAAAGCUACAGCAUAAACUCGGGAAUGAAGAAUGAACAUUCAGACUGUGAAGACAUUGAAGAUGAAAAUUCUGAUGAUGAUGAUGAGAACCCUGAAGACUGGGAUAACAAUAAAGAAUCCAUUAAAAAGGAAGAAUUGUCAGAGGAAGAUAAAAAACUUGUACAGGACACUAUCAGUGAAUAUAAGCAAAAAUUUCAUAUGAAACAGGACUGCAGCUUCUGUGGAUUUGUGGCAGAAAGCAGGAGAGUGCUCAGUGCUCAUAUGGCUACAUCUCACAGUGAUAAGAAAAAUAGUUGGUGCCCAGAAUGUAAUGUUAUUUAUGAAAAUAUAAUUGAUCAUAGGAAGAUUCACCAAAAGAAUGUCUGUCCUCUUUGUUACAAGGAGUUCCAUUCAAAUCACUAUUUGGAACAUCUUCAAGGCCAUACAGAUAAGUACAAAUGUAAGUAUUGCAGUUUAAGUUGUGCAGCAGCUACAAGCCUAAAGAAACACAUGUUAGUCCAUUUGAAGCAGGAUCCAUAUCAGUGUCCAAACUGCGACAAGACAUAUAAGCAUCCAAGUUCCUUUAGUUAUCAUUUGAAGAAACAUGGUCAGUUCACUUGUAUAAAUUGUGAGAAACAUUUUGUGACUGAAAGGGAACUAAUUACGCACCAGUGUGUUUCAAAUAAGAUGGCUUCAGAAGAUAGUGAAAAAAAAUUGUAUAGCAUUCACAAUCAGAGGAUCAAAGAUGAACAGCAGUUAUGCGAUCGUGAUAAAGAAAUACGGGAUCUCUAUAAUAACACUUUUUGCAUAAACUGCAAUAAGAGGGUGAAAAAUCUCGAUAAACACAAUGCUAAUAUUCAUAACAUGAAUGGAAAACCAGAAGUAAAGAAAAAAAAAGUGGAUCUGAAAUGUGGAUAUUGUGAGAAAGUAUUUCUGACGAGACAUAACUAUCGUCUCCACAUCAUGGUACACACUGGUGAAACUCCAUUUAAAUGUCAGUAUUGUGAUAAAAAGGUAGCUAGUUUAAGUCGACUGGUCACUCAUGAGAGGACACAUACAGGGGAAAAGCCCUUCAUUUGUUCUGUAUGCGGGAAAGCCUUUGGACAAAACUCGGCCUUGAACACGCAUAUGAAGCAACACACUGGUAGGCCAGAAGUAUGUCAAAUCUGUAGCAAAACUUUCUGCAGGAAGUCAGAAUUAAAACUGCAUAUGGAUAAACACAUUGGCCUCAAGCCUCAUCUUUGUACUGAAUGUGGUAAAGCAUUUGCACAAAAGAGUCACCUAACUGAUCAUAUGAAAGGUCAUGGGGAAGAGCGUCCUUUUCAGUGUCAGUACUGUGACAAAGCAUUCAAGAAGAAAGUGUUGCUAAAGAGUCAUUUGGAUAUACAUGCAGGUAAAUGUAUAAUAACAGGAUUUCAUUUUAUUCUUGAAUGGAGUGCAAAACUAGUUAUAUACUAUUUUCCACGAUACUUCAGCGUGGCGAAACAUGAUAACAGAUAACAGCUGCGUUCAUUUUCUACACAAUCUCAGAUACGUUUACCUCACUUCAAUUUCAUCAGUUUAUUGCUCGUUCUUUUUAUAAAAACUCAGUUUGGAUGAGGUGAGAUUUCUACCUUGAUCCUCACUUGCUGCGUUUAGGUCAAGUCUAUUUUCAACUCUCCUCACAAUUCUAUUUUUGAUUCAUAUUAGCAAACUGCAAAAAUGCUUAGUAUUGACAGAUAAAUUAUUUUCUGAAGAGCAGCGCAAUGGCAGUCGGUCUUCCUGGAUGCUGGCCAAGCAGAUUGAAAAGAACUUUUCACACAGUAGUCUUCCACCGCUUACAUGUCGGGAUGGAACGAUUGUGGCCGAUUCAAAGGCCAAUGCCGAAGUGCUUGCAGAUCUUUACUGCCAACUCAACCAUGGACGUCCCCCCAACGCCCAAGUGCCGCUGAUUCAAAGGGUUACGUACACUAUGCGGGAAGUAGCAUUCAGCUCUGCUUUCUUUCAUAAUUAAGGUGACAGACAGGUGCAUAAAUCGCGAGCUUCUGGACUACCUCGAACGUCACGGCUUGAUUAGCGACAGGCAGUAUGGCUUUCGGCACCAGCGAUCCUCAGAGGACCUCCUAGCUUACGCCACGCAAUUAUGGAGUAAACUCAUCCAUUCUUAUGGUAUAAAAAGGUUUCAGUGCGACUACUGUCAGUAUUCCUGUUAUAAAGCAUAUAGGCUACGACAACAUCUCAAAUUGCACUUAAGAGAGAACAUCCAAGAACAGGGGCAAGGAGAAGAGCUUAGUACUACAACUCAGCAAUAUUUUGUUGAUGAACAUGCAAAUCAAGAAUAGAUUUUAAAUUCAAACAUAGAAUAAAAAUAUUUAUUUGUAAAUAGAAAAAAUAAAUAUGUAUUAAAUUUUC
This is a messenger RNA of Acanthoscelides obtectus, 2649 nucleotides long. The record is from the annotation of a GenBank genome assembly. Lineage: Eukaryota; Metazoa; Arthropoda; Insecta; Coleoptera; Chrysomelidae.